AUGGCUCUCUCCGCGCCCAGCACAGACCCAUCAAUCCUCAUCACCCAAGAACAAUCCGAUCCGUACAAAUUCCACACCUUCACCACCACCACCGCCUGGACCCUCGGCACCGCCCUGCGCACUCGCCUGCUCUCCCUCCCUCCCUCCCAACGCAAACCCGCCCUCGUCAACAUCGCCCUCGCAUCCUCCUCUCCCACAACUUCCACCCCACCACUCACUCUCUUCCAAUGCGCGACCGAGCCCGGCACCAUCCCAGACAACGAGCACUGGGUGCGCCGGAAGCGCAACACCGUGCUGCGCUGGGGAACGUCGAGCUGGGCGAUGCGCAUGAAGAUGGUGGCUGGAUUGGCAGGCGCGGGGGCGAGUCCCAGUGCGGGCGAGAUUGAAGCGGCGUUUGUGAAAAAGUAUGCGCUGACGAGUUCGUCUGGGGGUGCGGUGGCGGACGAAUUUGCGAUUCAUGGCGGCGGGUGGCCGAUUCGAGUGCGUGGGGUGGAAGGGAUCGUGGCGGUGGUGGUGGUGAGUGGGUUGAAGCAGGAGGAUGAUCAUGCGGUGGUGGCCGAGACGAUUCGGGAGCUGGUGGCGGAAGGUUAUUAG
Molecule: messenger RNA, 594 nt
Organism: Penicillium oxalicum
Lineage: Eukaryota; Fungi; Ascomycota; Eurotiomycetes; Eurotiales; Aspergillaceae
Product: DUF967 domain protein
Exons: 2
Coding region: 1-594 (197 amino acids)
Biological process (GO): post-translational protein targeting to endoplasmic reticulum membrane
Cellular component (GO): TRC complex
Source: RefSeq, a predicted model, not a curated record